This is a messenger RNA of Rhipicephalus sanguineus (brown dog tick), 7568 nucleotides long. RefSeq names its product major facilitator superfamily domain-containing protein 3. NCBI's taxonomy places the organism in Eukaryota, Metazoa, Arthropoda, Arachnida, Ixodida, Ixodidae. Gene Ontology annotation, molecular function: transmembrane transporter activity. Gene Ontology annotation, biological process: transmembrane transport. Gene Ontology annotation, cellular component: membrane. The transcript is spliced from 4 exons. Bases 386 to 1729 code for a protein of 447 amino acids. The record is from RefSeq and is a predicted model, not a curated record.
UGCGACGAGAGGCGCGGAAGCGAAACAUGUACUGCCGGUGCUAAGAGGAAGAUCCGUAUUGUUUAAAAAAAGAAACGCUGACGUGUGCUUUUCAGUCUAGCAAUCUAGGCUACGGUUCUGUGCGUCAAGGUAACAACAGCAAGAACGGUUUCCUUUAUGCACGUGCGAGCCUGUGCGCUCCCAGACUAGGCGCGCGACCCACUCUAAAUCAAGGAUCGCAGGUGUUUUGCUGCCGCGCGCUAUGUAUAUGCCAACCGUGCCACAUAUUUCAAACAGCUGCUGUUUAAAUCGCCGCGCGGUGCAGGCCAUGCAACGCGGAACCUGAGCACUGGAAGCAAGACGACACAUCAUCGCUAAGCACCGAUCGUUUCGGAAGCAGGACGACAUGGACACCUUGCUAGAGUCGAUCCUCACCUACGCGUACCUCACCGUCCUGUACUUCUUGCAGGGCGUCCCAUACGGCGUCCAGGACAAACUGUUGCCCCAGCACCUCAGGUCGAGCAGGUUCUCUUACAGCAAGGUCGCGCUCGCUCGGAUCUUGCUCGUACCCUGGCUCUGCAAGCCCCUGUUGGCGUCUUACAUCGAGAAGCGAUGGACCCAGAAGCGCUGGCUCCAGGUCUUCCUCGGCGUCAUGGCAGCGGUUACCUGGCUGUCGUCCUACUUCGGCGACAACGUCUGGUCUUUUGUCGGUACUUUGUUCUUGCUGAACGUGGUCUCGGCGUCGUUCGACAUCUCCGUUGACAUCGUGGCGAUGGACGUGCUUCAAGGGUCCCAGCUGUCCCUAGGAAGCGCCGUUCAGGUGGGGGCCUUCAAAGUGGGCGCCAUAUUUGGAGGAGGCGUUCUCUUCCUGCUGCAACUUCUUGCUGGAGUGACGGGCAUUCUGCGGGGAAUGUCGGUUGUGUACGCCCUCGGACUUUGCAUCGUCACGUUACGGAGUGACCCCGAAAGGCCCGGCCCAAGGUCCGAAGCAGGUCACGCGGAGGAAACUGGGGGAGACGACUUCAAACUCGAAGACGUUCAGUCGCGCGAAGGUUUGCGUCGCCGAAAGGGUGAAUCGGAAAAGCUACUCGAUGGAAGCGAAUCGACUUCACGUGACGCCGAGACUGAUGGACCGAUACCCGGCUCUCUGCAGGAGAGAUUGAAGAGGGCAGUUUCGGUCCACGGCACCCUGGGUCUUGCUGUGUUCUUGAUCUUCUACAAGGCUGGUGAAUACGGCAUCCUGACCACAUACCCUUCAUUUCUACUGGAUCGUGGCUAUUCCUACUUCGUGGUUGGCUUCCUUAAUGGCGGACUGGCGCAAGUUAUAUCCAUCCUAGGAUCUCUCAUCGGUGGUUACAUGGCACGGUCCAGCAGGAGUCACAAGAGCCUUCUUAUGAAGCUGUGCAUCGCUCGUGUUUUGCCUGCGGCCCUCAUAUGCAUCACCAAUACGCGGCUCUUUGGUCGCCCAAAGAAUGUUUAUUUCGGAGUUGCGGGCAUGCUGACGCUCAACCUGGUGAGUGGCAUGAUCACCACCGUGGUCUUCACCAUGAUGAUGAGCAUGUCGCAGACCCUGCAGAGGGGCCUCCGGUCCACUCACUUCUCUUUUCUGUGCACCGUCGAAGUGGUCGGCAAACUGGCCGCCUCCAUUCUGGUUGGUCCGUGCAUCGACGUGGUGGGCAAGACGCCCACCUACUUUGUCAUGACGGCACUUGCUGUAGCCAGUAUUGCCACCACUAGGCUUCUCAAGUGAUAAGUGCUCAUUGAGGGAGCCGUUCGAUUGUUGGAAUCGCUAAAAGUGAUGGGGGGUGCGGGGGUUGAGAUUUAAAUGUUGGACUUGACCAAAUACAGCAGACAAUUAAGCCGAGGAAAGCAUAGGGGACGUUAAUUGCUGUCUUUAACUGCAGCAUAGUAAUUAUGACAUAAAUUGAAAUUAGUUAAAGUGAAUGGAAAAUCACCCUUUCUGUCAGUGGGAUCCGAACUAACUACCUUCGAAUUAUGCGUCCGGAUUCGGUUCUCAUUAACGGAAAGGGUGAUUUUUCGUCCGCUUUAAUUCAUAUCAGUUUAUGUUGUAAUUACUACACUACAGUUAAAGACAACAAUUAAUCGCCCCUAUGCCUUCCUUGGCUUAAUCGUCUGUCGGUUUUCUUUGGUUGUGUCUAACAAAGAACGAGCCACUCAGAAAAAAUUUCCCUUCUACUGUUGGACUUGUUAGAGUAGUUGUAGUGGACAUGCAAGAAUAAUAGAAAAAGUAAAGAUAACUUGAAAACUACCACAGUGGCAGUUUUCACAGAAAUGCACAUGAGGAAAUUUAACUUUUUAUUACAGUGAAUUUUUUUUUGCAAAAGUAGUUAUAUAUUUUACUGGGAGGUGGCACUCUUUCAGUGCAGCUGAAGUGUCCCCCUUCGCUGAUAAGUAUUACUACUUUGACUAUGAAAUUUUCUGUAAUUUUGACGUAUUUUCAUAGAAACUGUGUCUUGCUGCAUCAAUACAUUCUCGGUGAUGAAAUUCUGUUUCAUUUGCUUUUAUGUUUAAAACUCAGCUGUUAAAUACCUUCUAUGGUUUGAAUAAUUAACAAGGUUCUUAGGCAUAAUUGUGUGAUUACUGGGCUGGCCAGGAAAACAAAAACAAAUGCACUUCUUGAUUGUGAAAUUGUGUUUAAUGCUAAAUGAACUGCUAGCAUUUUUUGCAGAUUUUACAUAUAUAUAUAUAUAAGCUGUGUGCUUGUGUCAUAAUGUACUGAGCGAUCUACCUUUUGACGUAAAACACGCGUAUAUUGUUGCACUGAUGAGAAUGAUCAGCUCAUGUUAAUCUCUUCCUGUGACCAGCUGUGCAUUCCAUAGUGUUACAUUGUUGAUGUUAGCUGUUGAAAUGUUAAGUUUUGUUUUAUUUUAUAGAGCAUUCUCAUGCAGUACCGAUUUAAAUUGCUUGCAAAAUAUUUGCACUUCUGUGAAGUUCUCAAACACUUUCUGAUGGACUGUUUUCAUUUGUGUUGCCUAUUACCAGUGCUUCUUGCCAAACAAUAGACAUUGAAAAAUACUGACAUUUUGAGGAUGCUGUUGUUAUGUGGCAAGUUUUUUGUGGAGUUAUCAAAAAUAUCAUGCUGCGUGUAUGGAUCUUGCGUUGUAUUUAUGCGGAAACCCUAGAAGACCGUUUUAAAAAUAAUGUGACCUGUGCUACCAAAGCAUCUUUUUACGUGGUCAUUCACAAGUGCUUUAACUGCUUUAUACGUCUGCACAUUGUUGCGGCAACUUUCCAUGGUCAUUGACAAUCAAUUCACCACUUAUUUGUAAUGCCCAAAAAUUCUUCAGAAGCACCAACAGUACAUACAUAUACUUUCGAUGAGACUAUGUAUAAACUUAAGCAGAAAUGUUAACAUAAAGAUCCGCAGUAGGUGAAUAAGUUUACUUGAUUUCCAUGACAAGAUGCAUAGGUUUAUUUCUUAAUUAAAGAAUUUACUUGCAUUAUGUUCAGUGAAAUCAUUGUGCGUCAAUGGUCUACAAUGGGCUGUUAGUUUAAAAGCUUCAUGAUUAUCUCUUACAGAGUGAUUUCUCGCUGAGUUUAUGACGGCAUGCUCAAUCACAAGAGUAUGAAAUGUAACCCUAUCCUCAGGCCACAGCCUUUCCCAAUUCGUGUUUUGUGUGGCCACGGCUACAGUCCAAAUUCCUUUAACACAGUGUUGCGUAUCGUUUUGAGAGUUGUCGACUUCUGAUCACUUUAAGUGUAUUCCCGUGCCUACUGCCAACACAUUCACUCUUGUUUGUUGAUGACAUGAAAACGUUCAUUUUCAGUGCUCAUAUUUUCCACAGUGUGCACUAAUUGCAUAGCCACUAGUUUUGUAUCUGCGUGCUUUAGUAGGAUGAGCACAAGGUUGUUGUACAGUCUAGGAAAUUCAGUGUGAAAAUGAUAGCACUUCCGAUGGAGUACCGAGUGAAACACUUGUUUUACAUUGUGUAGUGUGCGACUGUGAUUUAACACUCCACAGUGAUAUAACACUCCACUCUCCUUCACUGUGCAUGGGUUCAAAUUCCAAGUUGGACAGGCGAUUUUUAAGGGAACCGUCAACAAAUUUUUAAGAGUGCUAAUGCUUGUGUUAUGAAAGUUUGAUAGCAGAGUGCCUCAGCAUGUAGUUUUACGACCACCAAGCUACGUUUAACCUUCACUAGUACCAACAUUUGAUAGUAGUCAUUGUGUGCAGUGUUUCAUGACAUUCCAUGAUGAUUUAAAAUUAUAGUUCGUCUUCUACCUCUAACAUACGAUUUUGAUUCUAUCAACACCUAGCGCACUCAUAUCCUUUCAGUGUUGGCUUUGAGACACAUCUUGGUUGGUUGUUGGACCCUUUAAAACUUUCAAACAGUAGUGGAUCUGGUUGUCAACAAACAGUUCUGUCGAAUUUUAGUAGUUCUGGGAAGAGCCUGUUACAAGUGCUGCUGUAAGGGGAUAUACUUACGGGCACUGAUGCAAUAGUAAUACGCUACAAUUUCAAUUAAUGUCAGCCUUACAUAUUGAGGCCGUUCUUGUGUGAAACCUGCCACGUGUAUUGUGGAAAAGUGCAUUUUACAAGCAGCUAUUUUUCUUAUUUUUGUAGCCCGAGGACAUAUUGAAUAUAACUGCUGAGGAGUGCUAUGGAUGACAACAGCCCUGUUGAAUAGGCUAAUCAAGUUGCAUUGCAUACAAGAAGUAUAUUACCCCCCCCCCACCCCCACUUGUUUUUUUAGCUGUUAUGUUUCUACAAGGCCAUAGGCCAGAAAUACUGCCUUCUGAAAAUGGUUCCUUUGUGAUGCCGGCAAUCCGUGAAACUCACGAAGAGUGCAAUAUUCCAGAGCUCAUUUAUCCCAAUGUUUAAUAACUGAGAGAUUAUUUUUGUAAGAAAUGCAGCGCUGUUGAGGAUCAAAUUAUAUUGACAGGUGUGGUGGUGAGAGCUUACCAAUGCUUUUUCUUUUGUUGUACCAAAUAUUAUACCUCUUAUAUUAUUUCAUUGUCACUUACGACAGCUAUUUUAGAACACCUGUGGGCAUAUAUACUACGUAUUGUGCGUGUUACAUUGCGUUACAAGUGUCACGUUAGAACGAAGUUGAAGCUACGGAACAUUACUGUAGCACGACUUUGAACAAGCACCACUUGUCAAAGUGCGUUUCUACAGUACUGCCUUAUGAAAUUAUUCCAGUCUUUGUGGCAGCUGAGUGAGCAGCACAUAUCUGCCUAAAAAAUUUUACCUUAUAGUGUGUACACACCUUGAAGGCAAACUGCAGCAAACCUUCGUUGGCUAAGGUCGUUAUGAGCGAGAGAGAGAGAGAAAAGACAUUUAUUUGGUCCGGAGGGAAGAGCAUGAGAUGUUUACACAUCCAACUCAUGGCUAGUCCCAUGUCGGGACGGGGAGGCCGAGCCUCUCCGCCCUCUCACGGGCCUUCCGGACAGCCAUGAGCUGGACGUCGUAGCUGGGGUCGUUGAUAGCAGCGGUCCACCAGGAUUCUUGACUGUAGUCCUGCAACGCAGGGCAUCGCCAGAGCAUGUGUUUCAACGAGCUAACGUCACCGCAGUCUGGGCAUGUUGAAUCUAUCUCCGCAUGUAUCCUACUCAUGAAGCUCCUUGAAGGAUACGAAUCCGUUUGGAGCAUUCUCAGCGUGAUAGAUUGUGCUCUACCGAGUUUGUGGUGAGGGGAUGAAAACACCCGUCUAAUCCCCCUGUAGUGCGAGGUAAUCUCGUGAAAGGUGACUAGGGGAUCGCCGAACUCGAGCUGUUGCGAACCAUUAGAGGGCCCCACAUCGCCGCGGCAUACGAAUCCUCGCGCACGAUUAUGAGCGAUCUCGUUGGGGUUCGGUUGGCCCGGUAUUACGUCCGGACCCAUGUGAGCUGGAAACCAGACAGUGUGGUGAAUUACGUCCUGCAAGGUCGUUAUGAGCGAGUAAUGUGUAAUGAGCAAUCGUGGCAAGGCCUCAAGGCUGGUAAUUCUGUAGUUUUCUCGUUAGCAGACUUCAAACUGCACCUAAGUAAAUAACAUAUCCAUUUGUUGGUUGUGACUACGAUGCAAGUCCAUGCAUGCCACCAGCUGUUUAUGUGCUGCUUUAUACAGAAGGCCGUGCUAAGGAGCCGGGCCUUCUGGGUUGUGUCCUUGUCAUGCGUCGCUCAUGGGAAGCUGUAACGGCCGAGUCUUUUUUUAGUUUUUGGGGUCAAAUAUUGCUGAGCGAGCUUUUUGCGAUGCUCCCACUCAUAUUUCAGAUGUCAAAUUCUGCUCGGAGAUACUACCUGAAACUGGGCUUUAUACGUGGUCUACAAGUUUGUUGCAGUUGGUCUCCGAGGGUGCGCUUACUCACCUGACUUCCUGCAACUUAGAUGCAUGGAAACUGAUCAACCUAGAGGACAGCAAGACUGGGGUUUCCGUCUCAAUAAAGCUGGACAAAUGCUGCAGGGCAAAAGAAAAGCAUGCAGGAAUUGUCCUUGAAUCCCAUCUUUUUGAUGGCUUGGAUAUGUCCUGCCUGAACAUAUCCUUGUACCAAAUCUUUCGCUGUUAUGCAGUGCGUGUAAUGUGAACUGUCGCCUUAGUCAUCAACCUUGCUGUCCUUGCUUUUACAAUGGCCGACUACGUUAUUAACUCCCAACUUGCUCAGAAAACUACAUUCUUUUGAGUUAUUAUCUAGUCAUGUGACUGCUAUGCCAAAGGCUUAGGAACCUCAGAAACUGCGACCAGUAGGCCAAAGGGAUGUGCACUCUGUAGACCAGCAGCGCAUAAGCAAAGUGCCUAUUAUAUGAAAGGAGGAUGCCUUUUUAUGGAGUAAUGUAUUGUUACACAAUUCUAAGCCUUGCGAGCAUUUAAUUUCUUUAGCACCUUGCAUGCAGUACUUUCCUGUUGGGAGCAGUGUGCCCUUCAGAGCAUCCCAUACUGUUCCUGAUAGAACAGUAUAGUGCACUGAGUGGUGAAGAAAGUAACCGUAUGCUAAAUUGAUUAUGACCGUCAUUUGGAAUGAUGUGACAUCAUACUCUAAGCAUGACAUGUUUCACGACAUCACACCCUUUAGUGUUAUGUCUUGAAACAAUAUCAUCUGUGUGCAAGCUGCUUUCUUGUUAAGGGUGUCAUGGGAUGCCAAGAUACGUUUCGAACAAAAACGUGCUGUUCACAUGUUCUGAAAUGCACUUAAAAUUGAAGUUUACAGACAAAAUUACACCAUAAAAUGUAAACUAUGUGCACACUAUGUACAAUCUCGACUAUCAAGUGUGUUAGCUUGGCAGAACAUCGUCAUGAGGCCAAAGAAAAAAAAAACAAUUGCUUUCUCUUUCUGUAUGUUGCUGGUAAGUGUUUCGUGAGGAGUUUUCUACAGUUGGAAAAUUGUGGUUACGCUGUUUGUAAAUGUCAGUUUCUGAGGAGCAUUAAAUGCACCAGUUCGAACAAAUUGAGAGAGACGUACUCCACUAGUGGAAUACUUGAUCUAGAUAGCUGCUUGCCAGCUGUCAGUUGUGUUCUUUCGGAGAUGUGUUGCAAUAUUUUACCACGAAUCGUUUUUUUAUAGCAUGCAUGUAUCAAAUCCUGGGUCUUAGUUUUGGAAAUAAAGUUUUUCUCACUGAAUUCUCGGUACUCUUAUUCCUAUGAGUGUCUG